AUGGGUGCUGAGUUAAGGCUGGGAUCACCUGUGGUUUGUAAUCUUACUUCUGACUGCGACUCAAACCGCAGGAAGGACACAAAAAUAAAGGAUCAGAUAAUCAGAGAAAACAACACUAAAAUUUCGAGCUUAGAACGAAAUAAUAAAAUUCAACUCGAUCACGUAGAAGAGUUGAAAAGAAUAAAUGAAAAGACUAAGACGAAGAAAAGAGAUCUUGUUGAAAAAAAGAAAAAAAUGGUAGAACAGAUUGAAGAGCUAAAAGCCGAUAAGGAGGAACUAAAAUUGAAGUUACAAGUUCAAACAGAUCCAGAGGAGCUGGAUCAGCUAAAGACUCAAAAUGGUGACCUGUCGAGUCAAAUAGAGGAGCUCAACAAAAAAGUGAAAAGCUCUGAGUCAGAAUGCAAGAGGUUACAAGAGGAGCUUAAGAAGUACAUCAAUUUCCAAAGUCGCGUUUUCUUACCGACUGGAAAGGAAUUUGCCGGCAACUGUUCUGGUGUCAUAUGCUUCCUAAAGAGAGAUGCUUCUGGAAAACUGCGUUGUUCCAGAUCUUCUGAUGGCUCGGGAGAAGCAAGUGACAUAUUAAACCAUAAGAAAGGCGCCAUUAGUGGAACAGCGGAAAGAGAAAAUUCAUGGUGGUCCAUUGAUCUGGGCUUAAGCCAUCGACUCGUAAUCACACACUACUCUUUGAGACAAGGCAAAAGGCAUGGAGAAUCAGCACUUACCGAUUGGCAACUAGAGGGAUCUCAUGAUGGAAAGAACUGGGAAAAACUUAAAACUAUUUACGACGGGAAGGAUCCACAGUUCGCCGCUUCUCCUCCAUUUUAUACAGGUACGUGGUCUGUCAGAGGGGAAAUACCGGCUUUUCGUUUUUUUCGAAUUUUCCAGACAGGUAGAAAUUCCUCUGGUAGAUAUGGAAUAUAUCUAUCUGGAAUUGAGCUGUACGGAAUACUUCUGAACAUAUUAAACUUAACAGCUAUAAAGGCUUUAACUUUUAAAAUUUUCAUCAAGCGGUCGAGAUAA
Molecule: messenger RNA, 1020 nt
Organism: Pocillopora verrucosa
Lineage: Eukaryota; Metazoa; Cnidaria; Anthozoa; Scleractinia; Pocilloporidae
Source: RefSeq, a predicted model, not a curated record